AUGCAACGAAGUGCAGCUGACGGUUACCAACAAAGCUCGCUUUCCGAGCAAAAAGUGGACGGUGAAGUGUUUAUCCAAACAGAUGUCUGCCCCAAAAUUGGAGAUGUCAUCUUGGAUUUAGGCUGCGGUACAGGAGAACUGUCUGCAUACCUAGCUGAGCUGGUAGGACCCGAAGGAAAAGUUAUUGGUGUCGAUCCUGAUAAGGAGCGAAUUCAGCUGGCCAAAGAGACUCACAAUCAAAUCGAGAAUCUCUCAUUCGUAAAACGAAGUGCUAUAAACUUCCCAGGAAUUGGCGCUGAAGUCUACGACAUCGUUUUCAGUAACUGUGCUCUUCAUUGGAUGGGUAACAAGCAACAAGUCUUCAACAACAUGUUUCAAAGUCUUAAGGUUGGUGGAAAAUUAACAGUUCAAUACAUGUCCUAUCUGCCCUAG
Porites lobata is the source of this 432-nucleotide messenger RNA. The record is from the annotation of a GenBank genome assembly. NCBI's taxonomy places the organism in Eukaryota, Metazoa, Cnidaria, Anthozoa, Scleractinia, Poritidae.